Diospyros lotus (date-plum) is the source of this 1578-nucleotide messenger RNA. RefSeq names its product E3 ubiquitin-protein ligase ATL31-like. Bases 133 to 1344 code for a protein of 403 amino acids. Lineage: Eukaryota; Viridiplantae; Streptophyta; Magnoliopsida; Ericales; Ebenaceae. The transcript has a single exon. The record is from RefSeq and is a predicted model, not a curated record.
AUAUUUAUAUGUACAUCUCUAUCUGUAUCUCUUAAUUUCUACUUGUAUGUAUAUAUAUAUAUAUUUACAUCUACUCCUUUCUUCUCUAUCUAAGCUCAAUUAAUUCUCAGAAUCAACGGGAGCAAGUGUAGCAUGACCAGCGACGACGAGAGCACGAAGAGCGCCACCCGCCGCCAUGCGAUUUUCUGGGUCACGGCGCUGCUGCUCCUGUCUACGGCUCGAGGGCAGCCGAACGGCAGCAACUCGAAAGACGACACGUAUAAUAAUUACAACAAGUUCAGCCCCUCUAUGGCGAUCAUCAUCGUCGUCCUCAUAGCCGCCCUUUUCUUCAUGGGAUUCUUCUCCGUCUACAUCCGCCACUGCACCGAAUCGGCGCCAGGAGGCAGCGUCCGCCCGCUCGGCGCGCUUGGCGCCUCCCUCCGGCGGCGCAACGCCCAGCGCGGCCUCGACCCUGAGGUCAUCGAGAAGUUCCCGACGUUCGAGUACUCGGCGGUGAGGGGCUUGCAGAUCGGGAAAGGCGCUCUGGAAUGCGCCGUUUGCUUGAACGAGUUCCAAGACGACGACACACUCCGGUUGAUUCCCAAAUGCGACCACGUGUUUCACCCAGAGUGCAUUGACGCCUGGCUCGAGUCCCACGUCACCUGCCCAGUCUGCCGGGCCAACCUACAACCGCAGCCCGGCGAGACCGUGGAAUACCCGAACUUACAGGCGGAAAUUGACGGCGCCGCCGAUACCCAGACCGCCCAGAACGACGACGUCUCCAUUCGGAUAGAAGAGCCGGUUCCUCGUCCGGUAGACCGGAGCAAGAGUGUGACCCAGAACCGGCCGCCCCGAUCGUGGUCUGUGACGGGGAGGAUUUUCGGGAGGUUCCCCCGGUCGCAUUCGACCGGACACUCGCUGUCGUUAGUCCAGCCAGGGGACAACACGGACCGGUUCACGCUCAGGAUACCGGACGAGCUACGGAAGCAGAUGAUGACCCGGGCGCUGAACCGGACGGCCAGCGCAGUCGCGGUGUUUCCGAGAGAAGGUAGUUCCCGGAGAGGGUACCGAACGGGGCUUACAGAUGGAAGUAACAGGGGAGGCGUGUCGUACCGGCGGCUGGAUAGACUGGACCGGGGGGUGAAGUCGGACAGGUGGGUUUUCUCAAUUGCGCCGCCAUUCUUAUCUCGGGCGCCGACGGUUCGUUCACCGAAGGUUACGACCGGUGAAGCCGAGGGGUCGACGUCGUCAACGACGCCGGGAGGGACGAAGGUGGCGAUGAAGUUGCCGUCUUUCAAGUGUCUGGAGCCGAGGGGAGACGAGACCGGUUUGGUGGCGGGGGAAGGCGGCCGGCCGCCCGUAUGAGGGCGAGCUCUGAAUUUCCACGGCGGUGGGCCCACCCCUCUGGUUAGGUGAGGAUGAAUUCAAUGUCUGUGCCCACCUCCUUAGACUUUGGCGGCCUUCCCCAAUCCCAUCCCCACUCGGCACUCGCUUUCUACAUUUUCUUUUUUUUUUUUUUUUUUUUCAUUUUUAAUAUUUCAUAUUAAGUUUUGGUUUUUUUUGGAGGUUUGUAGAUAUAAUGAAUUCUUUGUUUUUACA